AGGUCGAUCGUGAGGAGCCGAGCACCCUCCCUCCCCUCCCCUCUUACCGGAUUCCUCGUAAGUGAAGCUCGCUCACUCUUUGAGGACCAGACCUCACUGAUGACUGGGAAGCAAAGAGUACCCAGGAAAGCACUUUUACCACGGACUCCACCUCAGGAGCACCAGGAACUUGUCUUCUAAGUAAAAUCUGUGCCCCUUCUGUGCAGACCUGAUGUCUGCUGCAAUGGAUACAGAAUCAACAUAUUCGGGAUACUCCCACUACUCAGGUCACUCCAAAAAAGCCCACAGACAAGGGAGUCGGGACAGGCACAAAUCACCGCGAAGCAAAGACGGCAGUCGGUCUGAGAAGUCCGUCACUAUCCAGACACCUCCUGCAGAGCCGCUGCUUGGGAACGAUGCCUCUCGGGCAGAGGAGGGCCAGGAUGACAACUGGGGUGAGACCACAACAGCAAUCACAGGCACCUCUGAGCACAGUAUUUCCCAGGAGGACAUUGCCCGGAUCAGUAAGGAUCUGGAGGACAGUGUUGGGUUGGACUGCAAACGUUACCUGGGCUUAACAGUGGCAGCUGUUCUCGGACUUCUUGUCUUCCUUACCCCCAUCGCCUUCAUUCUGUUACCCCAGAUCCUGUGGCGGGAUGAUCUGGAGCCGUGUGGUACUGUUUGUGAGGGACUAUUCAUCUCUGUGGCAUUUAAACUCCUCAUUCUUCUGAUUGGGACCUGGGCUCUGUUCUUCCGCCAGCCCAAGGCAGAUAUACCAAGGGUGUUUGUGUUUCGGGCCCUUCUGUUGGUCCUCAUAUUCCUGUUUGUGUUUUCCUACUGGCUCUUUUACGGCGUUCGCAUCUUGGACUCGAAGGACACCAACUACCAAGGAAUAGUACAGUACGCGGUGUCUCUGGUGGAUGCUCUGCUCUUCAUUCACUACCUGGCCAUUGUGCUGCUGGAGCUACGGCAGCUGCAGCCCAUGUUCACUGUCAAGGUAGUUCGGUCAACAGACGGAGAGUCACGAUACUACAGCUUGGGGCACUUGAGCAUCCAGCGAGCUGCACUGGUGGUUCUGGAAAAUUACUACAAAGAUUUCACAGUCUACAACCCAGCCUUGUUAACAGCCUCCAAAUCCCGUGCAGCCAAGCACAUGGCUGGCCUGAAAGUCUACAAUGUUGAUGGCCCAGGGAACAACGCGUCGGGGCAGUCUCGUGCCAUGAUUGCAGCUGCAGCCCGUCGCAGGGACUCCAGUCACAACGAGCUCUACUACGAAGAGGCUGACCACGAGCGUCGAGUGAAAAAACGCCGUGCAAGGCUCGUGGUUGCAGUAGAGGAGGCUUUCACUCACAUCAAACGCCUCCAGGCAGAGGAACAGCAGAAAGCUCCAGGAGAGAUGAUGGACCCCCGAGAAGCAGCCCAGGCAAUCUUCCCGUCCAUGGCAAGAGCUCUGCAGAAGUACCUUCGCACUACCCGCCAGCAACAGUACCACAGCAUGGAGAGCAUCUUGCAACACUUGUCCUUCUGCAUCACCAAUAACAUGACACCAAAGGCAUUCCUGGAGCGUUACCUCAACCCAGGCCCAACCCUCCAGUACGACAGGGAUCGCUGGUUCUCCAAGCAGUGGACUCUUGUCAGUGAGGAAUCGGUCACAAGUGGGUUACAAGACGGCAUUGUGUUUGUCCUCAAGUGCUUGGACUUCAGCCUUGUUGUUAAUGUGAAGAAAAUCCCCUUCAUCAAACUCUCAGAAGAGUUUAUAGACCCUAAAUCGCAUAAAUUUGUCCUCCGCUUACAGUCUGAGACUUCAGUCUAA
Haliaeetus leucocephalus (bald eagle) is the source of this 1792-nucleotide messenger RNA. It is a transcript of the gene VANGL1, whose product is annotated as VANGL planar cell polarity protein 1. The transcript is spliced from 7 exons. Gene Ontology annotation, cellular component: plasma membrane. The coding region runs from base 212 to 1792 and encodes 526 amino acids. NCBI's taxonomy places the organism in Eukaryota, Metazoa, Chordata, Aves, Accipitriformes, Accipitridae. Gene Ontology annotation, biological process: multicellular organism development. The record is from RefSeq and is a predicted model, not a curated record.